Molecule: messenger RNA, 1173 nt
Organism: Symbiodinium pilosum
Lineage: Eukaryota; Dinophyceae; Suessiales; Symbiodiniaceae
Source: the annotation of a GenBank genome assembly
AUGAAUGCGAUACUUGCAGUUGCGGCCGCGGUGGCCUCCACAGCUGUGCGGCUUGACAUUGCCAAUCAGCCGGCAGCUGCGCGCUGCCCUGGCGACGUGAUUCUAGCCGUUUACGGGAGAUCAGACUACAACGAGAAUAUCGAUGACAGUACCUGGCUGGACGAUGACAUGGUGAACAUGAUUGGCGGAUAUCCUAUCUUCCAACAACACACGGCCCAGGGCAAGCGAUUCCAGUACCACGUUGGAUGCAACUUUCAAACCCAACGACCCGCCUUAUACUACGAGGAGGUAACUGAGACUGGCCAGGGCGUGCCAAACACUUUCGCAGUUAUUCCGCUGAAAGAUACGGAGCCCUUGCGCGUCUACGUGGGACAGUAUGGCCCAGAAGUUGUGGAGUUUGCGUGGACUACGCUGCUCAUGGAUGUUUUGGUGGAUGGGGUGGUGACCCUGCAAGAUGGACACGGAUUCAAGCCGCCGCCACCUCCCAGCAUGAGGACCACAACGACGUCCCCAAGGACUGUACAGCCAAGCUCUGCGUGGCGAAGGGCGAAGAUGCUCCUCUCAGGAGAAAACUCCAAAACAUCAGAGACCACCGAGUCCAAGAGUACAGGCAAAGAGGAAGACGAUGAGGCUUCGGAAGCUUCCGACGCCGACUCCGAUAUAGUUGACAUCAAAACCGGAGAUGGUGUGCAAAGAGCGAUCCAGCUAGACCCCGCGCGUCACAGCAAGGAGAGCGAGGCCCACAACGCUGACGUCCAGACAGAGUUGACACAGAAGCUGCCCGACCUGAAUUUCUGCCAAAGAACAGUCACGCUUGAACUCGUUGGUACGAUGGAGAGGAAUGCUCAGCAGCAAUCCGUCCUCAAAGCCGUGCACACAAAAGUGAAGGUGCCCCCAGAGUACUACACCAAGCUUGGAGGAUUGAGGAUCUUUGCCAAAAAAGCACAAGGACGGGUUGAUAAGAUCUACUAUCUCCGCUGUGAUUUCACCAAUGGACAGCCCCUCCUGAUCAUGCGCCAAGGUGGUGACGUAGAGGUCAGGCGUUUUAACUUCAAGUGGUGGAGGACAUCCUCUGUUCAGGAGUCUAUCGGAGAGCACUUGGAUCUCUUGGCGGAUCCCGUCUCAGUCCCCUAUCCUGUGGUGAAAGGCUAUGUUACCGUGACACCCGACUGA